Trichechus manatus latirostris (Florida manatee) is the source of this 402-nucleotide messenger RNA. RefSeq names its product cytochrome c oxidase copper chaperone. NCBI's taxonomy places the organism in Eukaryota, Metazoa, Chordata, Mammalia, Sirenia, Trichechidae. Gene Ontology annotation, biological process: mitochondrial respiratory chain complex IV assembly. The coding region runs from base 107 to 298 and encodes 63 amino acids. Gene Ontology annotation, cellular component: mitochondrial intermembrane space. Gene Ontology annotation, molecular function: copper ion binding; copper chaperone activity. The transcript is spliced from 3 exons. The record is from RefSeq and is a predicted model, not a curated record.
GGCAGGAUUUCCUGUCCUUUUUAGAGCUACUGGCGGAAGUCACGACCUUUGCCGAGGCUCAGGGAGUUUUGCUGGUUUGUCGUCGUAGCUGCUUUCGGCACGAAAGAUGCCGGGCCUGACGGCCGCAACUCCUGCCCCGUCUGAGUCGCAGGAGAAGAAGCCACUGAAGCCCUGCUGCGCCUGCCCAGAGACCAAGAAGGCGCGCGAUGCGUGUAUCAUCGAGAAAGGAGAAGAGCAAUGUGGACACCUAAUUGAGGCCCACAAGGAGUGCAUGAGAGCCUUGGGAUUUAAGAUAUGAAAAUGGUGGUCUGCUCUGAGAAAGAAUUUCAGAAGAAAGAAGAUUAAAUAACUGAGAAUUCUUUAAUGUCUUGGUAAAAUGGAAAAAGUAUUUAUAAUUUAUUA